Molecule: messenger RNA, 1553 nt
Organism: Phalaenopsis equestris
Lineage: Eukaryota; Viridiplantae; Streptophyta; Magnoliopsida; Asparagales; Orchidaceae
Product: uroporphyrinogen-III C-methyltransferase-like
Exons: 7
Coding region: 205-1428 (407 amino acids)
Biological process (GO): siroheme biosynthetic process
Molecular function (GO): uroporphyrin-III C-methyltransferase activity
Source: RefSeq, a predicted model, not a curated record
CCCACGAGGCCACCAAGAGCCAACCGGUACCAAGCCAAAAACAGGCGCCUUUCGCAUUCCGCCGCCCCUUCCCCCCGCCAAGAAACAACUCUGCCGCCGCACUGUUUCAAAACCCCAUUUUUUAUACAUCAAUUCCAUUCCUCCCUCCCCAAAUUGCACUCCUCAGAUUACUCCAUAGAUUGAGAACCCUUCACACAUUCCUCCAUGGCCGCCGCCGCCUCGCCGGCAACAUUCUAUGGAGUCAACCACCGCUCGACCACGAAAUCUCCCCCUCACUCCUUCAUUCGACCCCACCGCUUCUUCCUCGCUCUACGCUCCUCCUCCUCCUCCUCCUAUCCGUCUCCAUUCACUGAGCGCACUUCUUCCGAGCGAUACCGGAGGGACAGCUGGGCUUACGGCUCUGCCGAUUGCUCUUCUCCUUCUCCUUCCGAAAAGGAUAACGAAAUCGCUCUCCAGCUCCCCGAGCUCAAGCGGCUCCUCGAGACUCUUAAAGCCGCCAAAAAGUCGAGCGGCGGCGGAGGAGGAGGAGGAGGAGGAGGAGGGCGGCCGGGGAGCGUGACGCUGGUCGGAACCGGGCCGGGAGACCCGGAGCUACUGACCCUCAAGGCUGUUUGGGCGAUAGAGCGAGCCGAUCUCGUUCUCUACGACCGGCUCGUUUCCAACGACGUGCUCAAUCUAGUUCAUGGGAACGCUAGGCUUCUCUACGUCGGCAAAACUGCGGGGUAUCACAGCCGGACGCAGGAGGAGAUUCAUGAAUUGCUGCUGAAUUUUGCGGAGGCUGGUGCCAAUGUUGUGAGGCUGAAAGGAGGGGAUCCUCUGGUGUUUGGGAGAGGUGGAGAGGAGAUGGAUUUUUUGCAACAACAGGGAAUAGAAGUUAAAGUUAUUCCUGGUAUAACUUCUGCUUCUGGAAUAGCAGCAGAACUUGGGAUCCCAUUGACACAUAGAGGCAUUGCAAAUAGCGUUAGAUUCUUGACUGGUCACUCAAGGAAUGGUGGCACCGAUCCCUUAUAUGUAGCAGAACAUGCUGCAGAUCCUGAAUCAACAUUGGUUAUCUACAUGGGCUUGUCUACUCUUCCUGGCCUCGCCGCAAAGUUAAUGAAGCAUGGCUUGUCUCCUAAGACUCCAGCUGUUGCUGUAGAGCGCGGGACAACUCCUCAGCAGCAAACAGUGUUUGCUGAGUUAGAGAAUAUUGUUUCUGAAGUGAAAUCGGCCAAUUUAGUUUCUCCUACUUUAAUCAUAGUUGGUCGGGUGGUGGCCCUGUCCCCUCUCUGGCCUCCAUUCUCAGAAGAAAAAUUAGAAUUGCAGAUGAGGCAAAACGAGCAACACAAAAGGAUAGCUGCAAUAGAGAUUGGAAGACUGAAAACAUCUCUCAAGCGUGAUCCAAAUUUCAGCAGUUCUGUGGAGAUGUAUAAUGUUGGGAAAUGUUGAGGAUGAGGAGGUGGAAAUAAAAGCUGCAGCAAGAUUCCUGUGAAUGAGGUGCCAGAGACAAUAUUCUAUCGUUUCUUGCUGGGUAUCGGUUUCUUGUGGUGAAAACAGGGGAGGAAUUGGAGUAU